AUGAACGAUUAGUUGAAUGAUUGGGAUUUUUGCAAUCCAAACAAUUUUCUUGAUAAAUUACCUGAACCCUUUAGGUAAUGAUAACAUUUAGCUUCAAGAUUCAUAAAUAAAAUCAUCUAAAAGGAUAUUCUCUUGGAAGUAUAUUCGAAAGUGUUCUUAAUCGAAAAAUACAGGUCAGAUCCAAAUUAUGAAGGUCCCUUGAGAACAUUGCCUCCUUAGGGUAUUUUCGAUAUUUCGAAUAUUACAACUAUAAGCUCAAAUAGCUCGAAUUUACAAAUUGCAGCAGGAGAUUUACAAGGAAACAUUUUUAUAUUAGAUAUGAGCAAGAAAACGAAAAUUUGUAAAAAAGAGGUUAGCCCAAAAAGAAUAAAUAAAGUUUGCUUAGGAAUUAGAGAUGGAGCAAAUGAUGAAUAAAAAAAUAUUUGCAUGUAACAGUUUCCACCAUUUUUAGAAUUGGGGUAAUAAGUCACUUAGAUCCAGUAGUACAAAUAUUCAAAUAUAAACCAGGAGAGAACAAAAUCAGCUAAAUCCAUUUUAUAUAAGUCACUAAAAAUACAACUGGUAUUGGUGAGCUUCCUAUGGACAUCGAAAUCAGCAAGUAUUCACAAUAUAUAUUAAUAACUCAAUAUAAUGGUAAUGUGGUUAUUUAUAAAAUACCUGAAUUAAAAGUGGAAUCAUAACAGCCAAUAUAGGCAACAUUAUUAUAGAAUUAAAAUACUCUAUUGCCUCCUCUGUAAAAUUAAAAAUAACAGGCUACGAAAGAAUAAUUGAAACAAUAAAUCCCAUCGAAUCCAUAAAAUGAUGUUGCAGUAACUGAAAUCAAUGAGAUAUUUUAUCAGAUUAAAUUUUAAGGAUUAAAGAAAGAAUAAAAAUUCAAUGAAAUCAUUAAUUCAUUUAAAGAAUAAAAUCUUCCAAAAGAAGUUGAAGUGAAAGAAGAUAAAAAAAAAUAAUAGCCUAAUGCUUAACCAUAAAAGAAGUAGGAAGUAAUUCAAUAAGUAAAAGAAGAAUCAGGUUUAGAAGAAAAUAAUAACCAACUAAUAAUUAAGCAUCAGACUAAGGAUGGUUAUGAUAUAAGUGAGGAAUAUCCCAUUUAAAAAUUUAAGCCAUAUUUUGCUUUUAUUCAUGAGACAGUUAACGUUUAAAACGGGUAAAAGGUCUUUGAUAAGGUAAUCAUUGUUAUAUUUCAUAGUUUAAAUAAUUUGAAGUAGUUGUUGGUAUAGUUGUAGGAUGGUCAAACACAACAAAAUUAGAGCUUCAUUACUUUAGCUAACCGAAGAAAAAUAACUUACCAUAGUAUCUAAUCGCAUAGUUUACUUAAGAAUAAGAAAUGAAAUUUCAAUUACCAAUACUUAAUAAAAAAAACGAAACCCGAUUAAUUGAAAUUCCAUUGAUUUACCCACUUUCUUGUUUAGCUGUCUCUAAAAAUUUUUCGUUAUUAGGCUUAGGAUUAUAAUAAGGGUCAAUUUUAAUAUAUGAUUUGAUUUUCUAAUAGGAAAGAUUUUAUCUUGAUAAACAUUAAAUUAUUGUAAGCCAUAUAGAAUUUUGUGAGAAUGAAAGAAUAGUUAGUUGCUCUUAUGAUGGGAGCAUCCAUAUUUAUAAUACGGUUGAAGGGACUACGUUGUGCAAAAGAACAAAUUAAUUCCGCAAAGGAACCAAAAUAAACUAUGAUGAAUAAAAGCAAGGAUUAUGGAGAAUAAUGUCAUUGGCCGUAAGCAGUUCAGGAAUAGCAGUUGUAUAAGAUGCUGAGUCAGAAGUAAGAUUGUAUGAUGUCUGGAGAGGAGAAAAAAUUGCAAAAUUAUCUCCUGUCUAAGUUAUGGAUGAUUAAAAGAGAAAGUGGAGUGACUAAAAAGUUAUUAUCAAAUGUUUCAGAAGUAUUUUACAAUGAUUAUUUUCUAGAUGAAAUUUUGGUUUCUGCUUAGGUUAUUACACAAGAACAACAACAAAAUUCUUCAGAUCAAAUAUUAACAACUGUGCAGAUCUUUAAGAUUUUUGAUAGUUUAGUAAAUUUAUUUCCAUCAUUAUCAAAUGUAUACAGAAAAGGAGUAGAAAAAGAAAAAAUUUUAAAUUUGUUUGAAAAAAUUCCGAAAUAAGAAUUAUGGAAUGCCUAGUUUGAAGUUCCAAAUUUAAGUGUUUCUCAUUAAAAUGUAGCUUUGAAAGUUCCAGGACAAGAUUCCAAGACCUAAAAAGGAUCUUAAAUCUUGCAUAAUCAGAGUUAGUACAGUUAGCCGUAUUUAUAUUUUACUAAGAUAGAAAAUUAAAUUAAAGUAAAGCGUCACAACAAAAAUUGAAAGAAGGUGUUAAAGAAUCUCAAGUUGUGAGUUAAUAACAAGAUAUUUAUGAAAAUAGAUCUGCCUCUUUAGUAGGAUCUCUACAUAAAUCUGUACAUUCUGAUAAAUUUGAUUACAAUUCCUCUUUCAGAAGCACAAACUCGCCCUAAAAUAAUUUAAAUUUGCACAAAACUCAAAAGGGUAAUUCUUCAUAAAUAGGUCUUACAAAGGAGAUGCUACACCCAGAAGAACAUUUGUUAGAAAAAUCUGAAUCAUAACCUGCUUAAUUGAUAUUUGAGAAUUCUUCUAUGGUUGAGCAUUGUAGAUCGAGGAAUUCUGAAAAACAACUGAGAUCUGAUAAGGUCACAUAAUCCCUUUUAAAGUUGGGUUAAAGAUUAGCUCUUGAAGAUGAAAAAAUGAAACUUUAAAUUAGAUAUAGAUAGCUUCAAAAAGCCAAGUGA
Messenger RNA from Paramecium octaurelia, 2728 nucleotides. The record is from the annotation of a GenBank genome assembly. Lineage: Eukaryota; Ciliophora; Oligohymenophorea; Peniculida; Parameciidae.